GCGAGGGAGCGCCACAAGUCGAGUUCGGCUCACUGCAAAAACAGAACCCGCCUGUGAUGACAUAUCUUUGAACGUUUGUUUUCAUCAUAUUUUUGCCACAAAUUUCAUCAUGCCGAUGCUGACAGGCGUAAAACACAUAAUCCUGGUUUUGUCAGGAAAAGGGGGUGUUGGCAAAUCUACUGUGAGCACGCAACUAGCUUUGGCUAUGAAAGAAGCCGGGUUUAAAGUGGGCUUGCUGGACGUAGAUUUGUGUGGACCAAGUGUGCCUUAUUUACUGCAGCUGGAAGGGAAAGACGUUCAUCAGUGUGCUGAAGGGUGGGUACCAGUGUAUGCUGAUGCAGAGCAAAGACUAGCCGUCAUGUCAAUAGGAUUUCUUCUCAAAGACCGGGAUGACAGUGUUGUAUGGAGAGGUCCCAAGAAGAAUGCCAUAAUCAAGCAAUUUCUCUCUGAUGUUUACUGGCAAGAUAUAGACUUCUUGAUAAUUGACACUCCACCUGGUACAUCCGAUGAACACAUCACAGUAAUGGAGAACCUGAAGGAUCUUCCUUGUGAUGGUGCACUUCUAGUAACAACAUCUCAAGCAGUGUCUGUAGAAGAUUGUAUGAAAGAGCUUUCUUUUUGCAAGAAAGCUAACAUACCAGUACUUGGUGUUCUUGAGAAUUUGAGUGGCUUUGUAUGUCCAGUGUGUUCUGAAUGCACCAAUAUAUUUUCUUCUGGAGGAGGACUGUCUCUUGCAAAUCUAACCAAUGUUCCAUUUUUGGGUAGCUUACCAAUUGACCCAUCACUUGGUGCAUGUGGUGAGAAAGGGCAAAGUUGUAUCACUGUGAAUCCAAGUAGUCCUGCUGCUAAAGUAUUUCAAGAACUGGUUCAAAAAAUAGUUGAGAAAAGCAAGGAGACAGUGAAAGUUGCAGAUUCAUUGUAAAAAUUUCAAUCUAUUUGAAAUUUCCAUUUCAACUAAUUUUCUAUGAAUUGUAACUGACAUUUUCAUAUUUUAUUUACACCUAAGAAUAUUUUUUCUUUGUACAUAGAAUCUAUAUAAUUUAAUCAGU
This is a messenger RNA of Thrips palmi, 1049 nucleotides long. It is a transcript of the gene Nubp2, whose product is annotated as cytosolic Fe-S cluster assembly factor NUBP2 homolog. NCBI's taxonomy places the organism in Eukaryota, Metazoa, Arthropoda, Insecta, Thysanoptera, Thripidae. The transcript has 6 exons. The record is from RefSeq and is a predicted model, not a curated record. The coding region runs from base 110 to 922 and encodes 270 amino acids. Gene Ontology annotation, cellular component: cytosol. Gene Ontology annotation, molecular function: ATP binding; ATP-dependent FeS chaperone activity; 4 iron, 4 sulfur cluster binding. Gene Ontology annotation, biological process: iron-sulfur cluster assembly.